Molecule: messenger RNA, 1122 nt
Organism: Rosa chinensis
Lineage: Eukaryota; Viridiplantae; Streptophyta; Magnoliopsida; Rosales; Rosaceae
Exons: 1
Coding region: 1-1122 (373 amino acids)
Source: RefSeq, a predicted model, not a curated record
AUGGAUGCUUCCUUAGCUGUUAAGUGCACUCAUUCUGGACAAAGUUUCAUGUUUUGUAUUAAUCAAUAUAUGAGCUAUGCUCAUUUGUUUGAAUACAUUUGUGAACGGUUCAAGUUUUCUGCAAUUGAUGAUAUUGAGCUUCAUUAUUCGCUUCCUGGAUGCGCUAUUUUUUUUCUUCGCAAUGAUGAUGAUUUCAAGAUGCUGUUUAGCGGUGCCAAGAUUUACAAGUUGGAUUGUGUUGAUAUUAUGGUGUUGAAGAAUAGUGUAAUUUGCAGCAAAAAAGCUUCUGUUUCAUUUGAAGAUAGCUGCUCUGGUAUUGUGGAUGAAGAUGAUUACCUCACUGAGGCAUUUAGGACUGAAGUUCAAAAGUCUUACUUGUCAAAUGAGUGGGCUAGUUACAUUCAAUGUGUAGGGCAGAAAUUUCGUGUCGGUUCCCCCGAGUUUCGAGACAAGCUCAGAAAGUAUGCUAUUGAAGUUGGGUUCAGCUUUGUAUUUAUUAGAAAUGACUGGGACAGAAUUCAUGCAGUUUGUUCGAAUUGGGGAACCGAAGGAUGUGAGUGGAAUGUCCAUGGUUAUGUUUUGCCUGCAAAUGGUUGCUUUAUUAUUGGUGAGUUGGACAAUGUCCACUCUUGCAAAGGUGUUCUUCGAAAACAAAAACAUGAGCUUUUGGGAUCGAAAAUUGUCAAGUCAUGUAUUGAAGAGGACAUUAGCUAUAACUUGUCAUUGAAGCCAAGGGAAAUUAUCAGCAAGUUCAAGUCAGCUUAUGGGUUUGAUAUAUCAUACAAGGUUGCUUGGAAAGCAAAGCAGAAGGCUAGGGAAAUGAUUUAUGGUUCUGAGGCUGAUUCGUUUAACAUGUUAACAUGGUAUAGGGAAGCUGUAUUUGAGACGAACCCGGGAUCUUCUUUUGUUUUGGAAGUUGAUUCAUCGAGUAAUCGGUUCCAAAGGCUUUUCCUAGCUUAUACGGGCUGUGUUCGUGGCUUUGAAUUCUGUCUUCCCAUCUUGUAUGUCGAUGGGACUUUUGGGAAGAGUGUCUACAAGGGGCAGAUACUUUGUGCAACCGGAAAGAAUGGAAAUUAUGGUAUUUUUCUCAUGUCUAUGAUUUUUUAUUGGUAUUUUUGUUGA